CAGUAGAGCAUCUACCUAUAACGCUUCCGCAAAAACGGUGUAAUACACACAGAUCAGCCGCUUUGCGUUGCGCCUACGCCCCGAAAACCCGUCUGCAGUUAACAACGACCUACGCCUGCCCACCGCCAUCGAACACGUAACGACGACUGACGUCUGCCACCGCUGCCGUCGAUAGCGUGGGAUCCCGAGAGAGAGAGAGACGGUCACCGCGUUUUCUCCUCCGCCAACGCGAGUUGGAUAACGGCCACUCCGGGACAGAGAUCCGUUGAGCAACGUCCGCCGACCCGCCGUCCGGCCGCGAUUACGCAACUUGCCCGCUCCGACCGCAGUCCCCACCGUCCAGACAGAGCUGCGAUCAUGUGCAUGCCCGGCAACCACCGCGAAUCGAAACUCAUUACGCACGCAGAGCUCUUCGCAUUGACGCCGGUGCAACCGCUGCCGCCGACACGACCGCCGUACCAGCGUUACCGCGCCGAGCCCAGACAACAGCAACUGAUACUGCGGUCACCGGCCGCCGUCGCUCCACCGGAAGACGAAGCUCUGACCGUGGCCGGCGCGUCCAAGAAACAAGCGCCGAAUAAGCCGCGUUGCACUUGCCACGCUUAUUACGCGGCCCGAGCCAUACAAAUGGCCGAGAAUCGACGGCGCGUGGCCACGGUCGUCGACAUCCUGAUGAUCGCCCGCCUGUUCGUCGCGCUGGCCAUCGUCAUCCUGGCCACCCAGCUGAUCGUAGAGGUCAUGCACUGCGCCAACGCGUCCGGCGCCGAGAUCGGUCAACAACACUCCGAUUUCAAGAGACAGUUGCCGCCGAUCGAGCAGGGCAACGCGGUGAUCGACAGCAUAUUUCAGAUUCCCAUAAACACGCUUAACGCUGUUGGGUCGUUGAUUAAGAACGUCCGGCCUCUGAUGCGCAGGACCCGCGAACGCAUCCAGCAGUAUUACUACGGUACGGGCCAACAGCAGCAGCAACAAUACUACAACCGUCCUCAGCGUGACACCAGCCACCAGCAGAGAAAUUGCAUUGAUAUAGACUUCAGCAAACUUGAUGAUGAGGCCAUACUAAAGGAGAUAGAAAAACAACCAAAAAAAAUAGUGUAUGUAAAAAAAAGUGACCCAAAGGAGCAGACGAUUAUUGUUGUUGAUACUCCUCUAGAAGACUUCAAUUAAAAUCCUACUUAUUCUUAUAGUCCUUGCAAUUCGUAUAAGAUGAAAAGUCUUGUUACGAAUUUAUUUUUAGAAAUCCCGAAUAUUUUGGCGCAGUUCACUGACUUCCUACACAAUUUAUACUUUUUACUCUGAAAAAUACAAAUGCAGCAUUUUAUGGUUGGUAAAACCAUCUGAAUUUCAUGUUAUAUCAUGUUAUCAUCAUCCCAUUUAAUGUGUACGUUUUUUUUCUUUCAUGUUUAAAAUGUAAUACGUUGAGUUUUUGUUUUGUUUUGUUUUUUUUUUUUUUU
Molecule: messenger RNA, 1454 nt
Organism: Melanaphis sacchari
Lineage: Eukaryota; Metazoa; Arthropoda; Insecta; Hemiptera; Aphididae
Exons: 3
Coding region: 358-1167 (269 amino acids)
Source: RefSeq, a predicted model, not a curated record